Molecule: messenger RNA, 1341 nt
Organism: Coregonus clupeaformis (lake whitefish)
Lineage: Eukaryota; Metazoa; Chordata; Actinopteri; Salmoniformes; Salmonidae
Product: calcium-binding protein 2-like
Exons: 6
Coding region: 415-918 (167 amino acids)
Molecular function (GO): calcium ion binding
Source: RefSeq, a predicted model, not a curated record
GAUUAAAGAAGGGGUAAAAUUGAGAGUUGACGAGUGAGUAGGAGCGAGAGGGAGAGAGACAGAGUAAUGCACGCAUGGACAGAAUGUCAUGCAGCUCUUUUCUGUUCAGACAUAGAAGUGGGCUAGGUUCAUGCUUGUUUUAGGGGAUUUAGGAUCUUCUGAGUGUGGAUUAGAGGUACUACUGUAUGUGUUUCAACUCUGAUAUGAACAUCGCUCUUCAGACCACGAUGUGACCGGGUGAUAGGAUCUCCUGGACCCCACCUCAGAACUCUAACCUCGGGUGGGACCUUUAGAACUCCAAAGAAAGGGGGAAGAGAGACAAAGACAGAAAAAAUAGGAACAAGAACGAUAGAAGAGAGCGGGAGGGAAGAGAGAGGGAGGGUCAAGAGUGUUACUUCACACUGAGGAUAGGGGAUGGGAAAUUGUACCAAGCCAUCCAUGAAAAACAAAAUGAAGAAGGACAGGGACCUACGACCAGAGGAGAUUGAAGAGCUUCGCGAGGCAUUUGUGGAGUUUGAUAAGAAAAAGAAUGGCUACAUCAGCUAUAAGGACCUGGGAGAGUGCAUGAGGACCAUGGGCUACAUGCCCACAGAGAUGGAGCUCAUAGAGCUGGGCCAGUCCAUCUGUGGCGGCAAACUAGACUUUGAGGACUUUGUGGAGCUGAUGGGCCCAAAGAUGCUGGCAGAGACAGCAGACAUGAUCGGAGUGAAAGAACUGAGAGAUGCAUUCAAGGAGUUUGAUGCUAACAGUGAUGGUCAGAUCAGUAUAAUGGAGCUGAGGGAGGCCAUGAAGAAGCUCAUGGGAGAACAGCUGACCAACAGAGAGAUCGACGAGAUCCUCCGAGACGUGGACCUCAAUCAGGACGGACUGGUCGACUUUGAGGGUGAGAGAGAAUUUGUUCGAAUGAUGUCACGCUGAGAUAACCAGAUGGCGUUGUUGUGUAACAACUGGAAAAGGGACCACUACAUUUGCAGUGAACAACUGGAAAAGGGACCACUAUAUUUGUAGUGAACAACUAGAAAUGGGACCACUACAUUUGUAGUGAACAUUAUUGUUCUACUGACUGGACCUCGGUUUGUAAUUUUUUGUUUAGCAGCACUUAAAUUGAGUGAACUCUUAAGGUAGUUCUACAAAUCUUAGAACUCAAGCUGUGACAGUUAAAUUGAACAUUGAUUGGUUGUAACAUAUCAAAAUCCAAAUGCAUGGCUGUCAUGAUUAUAUCUUAUCUUUUUAAAGUGUCUUUUUUGGUUGUUGAAGUCAAUGUUUUUAUUCUGUGUUCAAAGGUUUAACCUUGUUUGUAAAAUGUGACGUUAUUUUCAAAUAAAAAGUAAUCUGUGUUUC